AUGCCUGUAGUCAGCGAGUAUGAAAGGGCUGACGAAACAGUUGAGAUUUGCCUACGUCUACUUACAACUCUAGGUGUAAAAGAUAUUUCUCCCUAUGAUAUUGAUAUAUCCCACCGGGUAGCAACGAGAAGAAAUUUCCCGAACAAACCUAAACCAAUCAUUUGUAAAUUUACCAGACGCAUUUCAAAGGAAAAGGUUAUGUCUGCACGAAAGAAUGUAUUUAAGAUCUCUCCUUGUGAUGUUGGCUUCCAUGAACAAUUAUCAUUGGAAGCGCUACAACUUUAUGACCACUUAAGUCCUCGGCUGCAAACUCUUUUGCGUGAAGCGAAGUUAUUUAAAGAAGCAAAUGGAUAUAAUUUCUGUUGGGCGAAAAAUUGUUUUAUCUUUCUUCGAGAAUCUGAAAGCUCGCGUGCCUAUAAGUUGAAAAAUCUGGUUGAUCUGAGAGCAAUGGCAACUCGACGCUAA
Paramuricea clavata is the source of this 465-nucleotide messenger RNA. NCBI's taxonomy places the organism in Eukaryota, Metazoa, Cnidaria, Anthozoa, Malacalcyonacea, Plexauridae. The record is from the annotation of a GenBank genome assembly.